UCUUAGUGAUGUCUAGAAAACUUCACUGCUUUACAUUUACGUAACAUACUAGUAGGUCAGACUGUCAUAUACAUAAGAAUUGCGUAUUGUGCUGAUUGCACGUACAAAGGAUGAAACAUGACGUGCAUCUGCUCAAUGAUCUAGUCGCGCCCGACACCCGAGGCAACGUAAGUUGAUAGACGAGGUAGCCCAGGUGUUUCGAGAUGAAUACGGUGUAGAAUUACACAACUCGCGACGCCUUUUUAACCUGCCAAAACAUGGCCUCCCGCUUGGGACGUUUUCUUCUCGUUCUGGCGGCGUGUGCAGGCGGUGUUCCCGUACAGACCGCCACCAUAUCCACCCCUAGCUCAGUCCAAAACAAGAUCUUCAACAACACGUGCUCUUUGCCACCCCAAAGUGUGUUCAGUACCAGAUCACCACAGGACCUGGUAGGUCCGUUCAGACUUACCGUGACAGUUCGAUACUACAGCGGAGAGAAGCGGACAAAAAUUGUAUCAUCUUCCGACUUGACGAACGGACUCGACACAGACGACCAUCUGUGUCACUUGGGCUUCACCGUAAAGAUCUUGGCAGAUUCCAGUGACCUGCCAGGACUGGAGAAGAUAGAGGAGAAAUCGUACGGCUGCAUCAUCAAGUUUCCCGGAGUACCGGACGACCAAUAUGCGCCUGAUAACUUCUUCACCUUCGACAAAGUGGACGGGAGCGACGAUUUUCAUCUGCGAUUCACUGGGAACUAUUUGACGACAAAAGAAACCAGGGGUCCGUAUGCACGGAAUACAUGGGAAUGCCAGGUCUCCGCUAGCGGGGAGGUGAACGAUUGGAGACCGCUGAGUAUGGACUUGACUGUCGAUUACGAAGGUUGCCCUGUAGGUUAUUACGGAGCAAGCUGCACGGGAAGUUGUGCUUGUCAGAACGGCGGGACUUGUCACCCGUUCAACGGGGCCUGCCACUGUCCCAUCGGUUUCACUGGGCCUACCUGCUACAUAGUUGACAUACGAGUGACGGCUAGGAUAGAGCCGGAGCACACGCUGUACAUCACGGAGAGCGCCACACUUGUCUGUGAGGUGGUGAACAUGGGAGACAGGACGGUGACGUGGCGAUUUGGAGAUGAAGUGCUGAACCGGAAUUACUCGGUAGUACAGCAUCCAACAUACAUAGAAAGCCGUGUCUUUAUCGAUAAUAUAACGGAUGCAGACAAUGGAGAGUACACAUGUGAGGCGAGGAGCCAAGACGGGAGUAUUGACUCUGACACAGUAACGCUGGAUGUUACAGAAUGCACGGCUGGCUGGCGGGGAGUUAGCUGCGACCUGCGCUGUGACUGCUCCGUCAACUCUGUACUGUGUCACCGCUUCGACGGAUGUGUGUGUAGACAAGGAUGGACCGGGGACACUUGUGAGACUACAUUACCACCACCUACAGGGGUCACUACUUCAACACCAGCACCAACGGCUCUUCUUCCGAAUGCGCAGUCCGCAGACGACUGGACCACACCUGUGAUAGCUGUAGUCGUGUUGCUUGUCGUGGUUGCGGCAGCUGGAGUUCUAGUGUACUGGCUCAGAAGGCGUGCUCCACAAAAACACUCCUUUGGUCUUUCAGAGGAUCUUUUGGACAGAGUCCGUCAAAGCCAGUGGAUGAAGGACCCUAGUGACGUCACGUUUCUUGAUCAGAUUGGGCAGGGCGAGUUUGGUCACGUGGUCAGGGCCCAGGUGAAGGAAGGAGGAACCAGUAGCAUCUUAGCUGCCAAGGGCUUACGUGGAGACAACGUCCGAAGCACAGGGAAGUACAGUUUCGAGCGGGAACUGAAGGUUCUGCUGGACCUUACCGAAGACGGCGGUCAUCCUAACAUCAUUCAGUUGUGUGGCAUCAUCCUCACCAAGGGUCUGAUCUACAUUCUGUUGGAGUAUGUCGGGAAGAGGGAUCUACAGGGACUGUUAAGAGCUGUCAACAUGAAGGCAACUAUCCCGUCAUCCUUCGGUCGGGAGUGUCUGUCCUAUGCCAGGGACGUGGUGUCAGGACUCGCCUACUUGGACAGAAGCAAGGUCGUUCACAGGGAUCUGGCUGCCAGAAACAUCCUCAUUUCCAACGACAAUGUGGCAAAACUGUCCGACUUUGGUCUAUCCUGUGGAAUCUACCGGGAGCUGUCAGAAACAAAGAAUGAAGACCCCCUCCCCUGGAGAUGGAUGGCUCCAGAGUGCCUGCGGUAUGAUGAUGAGUUUUCCAGCAAAAGUGACGUUUGGUCUUUUGGCAUCGUGCUGUGGGAGAUGGCAACUCUAGGUGCCACGCCCUACCCUUACAUCACCUCCCAACAGAAGCUGCUGCGGUACCUCAUCAGGAACAAGGAGCGCAUGGCACAGCCAUCCAGGUGCAGCGAUGCUGUGUACCAGGUGAUGCUGUCCUGUUGGCAGGAGAGCCCAAACCACCGGCCAGCCGCUGUCUCUCUGGAAGGGAUCUUUAGUGGCAUGUUGGCACUGAACAAGGAAAUCUUCAAACCAAGUGUCUAUGAAGAGGACAUGCUGUAGAUGACGUAAAUUCAUACUAUUAAGCCAGUUAUUAUUCAUACUAUUAUCAUAU
Branchiostoma belcheri (Belcher's lancelet) is the source of this 2571-nucleotide messenger RNA. Its product is annotated as fibroblast growth factor receptor 2-like. NCBI's taxonomy places the organism in Eukaryota, Metazoa, Chordata, Leptocardii, Amphioxiformes, Branchiostomatidae. Bases 258 to 2519 code for a protein of 753 amino acids. Gene Ontology annotation, molecular function: ATP binding; transmembrane receptor protein tyrosine kinase activity. Gene Ontology annotation, biological process: multicellular organism development; cell surface receptor protein tyrosine kinase signaling pathway; protein phosphorylation. The transcript is spliced from 18 exons. Gene Ontology annotation, cellular component: signaling receptor complex. The record is from RefSeq and is a predicted model, not a curated record.